GAUGAAGAUCAUAUCUUAGUGUUGCAUGUCGGAUUUAAAAAUUAAGGCCUAUCUGAAUAAACAAAAUUAAUUAGCCUGGAGAUUAAAAUCCAGCUUCUCAAUACAAUCAUUGUCCCAGCGGCCCCCACGCUUCGAGACGUGGAAGGCUGAAACGAGGCUGAGUAGAUGGCUGAGAAAGAUACUAGGAAUAACAUACUGAGAUAAUGUACCCAAUAGAGAAAUAUUUUCCCCUACAGGCCGUCUAAGGAAAGUGGCGACUGAAUGUCGAUUGACAUUUGUGAGACAUAUCACAUUAGACAAGACGAAACACGUUUACCAAAGUCAGACUUAAAGAUGAAAGCCGAAAAGAGGAACGCAAAAACAUGUCUAGCAUGGCGUCACACUUUUUUAGAAGUCCUGAAUUCCGUGGAGCCAGCUGGGAAAGGGCUGUGGAUAGAGCUUGCAGCCCUAUACGUCGAAUGAGGCGUUUCAGUCUAUGUGUUUCUGAACAGUUUAAAAUAAACAAUGCUAGGUUUGCCACUCAACUGGUUAGAUUAGAUGAUUAGAGUGCCUUAAUCUCACUCGUAGUGUUCCGGGACGAAGCCCCGGACGCCGAGCGUUUUUCUACAUUUCUGAGCUUCAGAAACUCUUUUCCUGGUGUCUACAAGAAAUUAUUUUUCUCAAAUUCAAGGUAUUAAUGUUUUAGUUUUAAAAGUUGCAUUUUACUCACUUGGGUGUCACCCCCUGGUGGGUGUCACCAGGUGCGGACCGCACACCCCUAGUGACGCCACUGCGCUUAACCACUCAACCACCGCGUCUACUUAAUUAGACUUAUAAACAAAUGGGCUAAUAGCAAAAAUAAAGGAGAUGUGUUACAUAGAUUAGCUGAUACGCCUAGCGAUAGUGUUAAAAGUUUUGUUUCGUUGGGUACGUCAGCUGUGGGGAGAGGGGUGUUAUGCUCUUCCGCAUUGUAUAGUACUUGAAAAGUCCAACUGGAGGUAACACUGAACUCAAUACUGGAACAGAUAACACCAACGAAAGGCCAACAAUCGAUACAUUGAGUCGACGCUGGUGUUAAAACAGCAAACACUUUGAAUACUUAAGGUGGAUCUAAGGUUAAAGAAUAGUAAGAAAUGACCAAAAUAUCACUUUUUCAUUCUCAUCAUAUUUAUAUUGUACAACCAUUUCUCUAUCAAAUUCAGUUUAUUUGAGGCAAGUAUUCCUUCUAGAAGUAUUUUAAAAUAAUUUUUGUAUUAGGUGGGGUAGUGUUUGUUUACCUUAGCAACGACCAUAAGCAGGUAAAUAUUUUUGUUUUUGUUUUUUUGUAAAUAAUACUUUUUAAUUAUUUUCUAAUGAAGUUAAAAUGCGAUAUGCUUAUAGAUAUAAAGGAAGUAGCUAAGGGAAUGUACUCUAUUACUUCACUGUCCCAGUCAACAAAAGCAUGUUUAUUUUCUGUUGGAUUUUGUGUAAUUUCUAGCAACAUUUUUUCGUUUUGGAUUGCUGCUGGUGAAAGACUCUUUUGUAUAUUUUGAUAUUUAGAUCUAUAUUCAUAUUGCAUUUUUAUUUGUGUAACAAUAAUGGCCAAUAAGCAUAAUAAAAGGCAAAGUUGUGGUAGAAAAAGAAAAUUUCGUGGGAAUAAAUAUACACCAAGUCUGCAAAGUCUAUAGAUAGUAGUAACAAGUAGUACAAGUGAUGAUCAUGGACAAGUUGGUGAACAACAAGAGACACAUCAAGCUGCUUCACCUAAUGUAGAUAUUUCAUCUGAAUCAAGUUUAUCAGAUAAUCCACUGGAUUGUAAUAUCUUUUUAAACCUUGCAUGUUUUAAUAAUUUCUUGGCAAGUUACUUGAUAUGUCCUAAAUGCUUCAACUAUUCUCUAAAUUUGUUUUUGAAUGAAAGCGCAAGAAUUGGAUUUUGUCAGGAACUAAUUGUGAAAUGCACUUCAGCUGACUGCUCAUUUGAAGAAAGCUUUAGAUCUUCUAAAGAAAAUAGAGAUGGUCAAAAAAGAGGAUUUAGGGAAAUAAAUCUCAGAAUGGUAUCAUUGGUAAGAUCCAUAGGUCCAGGUCACAGUGCGCUCUUGAAUUUUUGUCAACAUACAAACAGUCCACCUCCUAUUUCUGAAACAUCUUAUCAAUCUGUAAUGCAUACCAUAGGCCUUGCAUCUAAGAAAGUUGCAGAAGAAAGUAUGGAAAAGGCUGCAAGGGAAGUGAAAGAAAAGGUUGGAAUCAGCAACGAAGAAGGCAUCACUGACUGCGGUGUGAGCGUUGAUGGGACAUGGCAGCAUCGAGGGCACUCGAGCCAUCAUGGCGUUGUUACAGCCAUAUCAAUAGGAACAGCCUCUCAGCACGUCACGACGGAGAAAACAAUCUCUGCAACGCUUCAGAGAGAUACAUUAUGGGUUCUCCUGAUGAGGAAAAAAAGCCUGGGACAGAGUAUAAUCCAUGGCUGUUCUCUCCCUGCAGUGUCAGUUACUUUACCAGCUUUUUGAAGAAAAAAUUGAGCUCCAGUCGAGGUUACACUUGUCUUGUCUACGCUGUCGAAGCAUCAGCAGACAUUCCAGAUGUAUCUGAUAAACUAUUGGGUCAGGUGAUCAAACCUGAUCAACAGUGUCUACAGUUUUUUGGAAAUGAUUCCUUCUUUUGCAGGGCUUCCGAAUCUAAACGCUCUAUCACUGAAAUCUGCCAAGCAAUGUUAUGUGCAGAUGUUUUAAGAGGGUUAUGUAUCCCGCAGAUAGCACUCACUGGAACAUCUUGUGGCGAUGGAAAGGUCUGCAUAAAUGGACAAUGUGUCAGCGACCCAUACGCUCCUCAACUUGAUGAAAACUGUGCAUUUGGAGACAGACCGAGCUAUUCUUGCAGUUUGUUUAUCAAUGACUUUAUGGGCAACUGUUACUCUACUCUUGGCUAUCGAGCAUGUUGUGACACGUGUAACAAUGUGUCUAGGCCCGUGAAAGGCUGUGAAUACGGAGAUAGAAUCAUCGAUUGUACAAAAGAUCACUGCUUGAAUUCUCAAGUGGAUUGCUGUGGCACGUGUAACUAUGGCACCCCCUUUACCCCAACGUACAGCACCAGAAGAAGCACACCUAAAAGAUUAGCCACGACAGCAAAUCCCCUUGUGCUAUUCACUUCAAUUAAAGAUUGUAAACCAGGAGAUCAAGACUUGAGACCAGAACUGUGUACUAACUUUAGCGUCUGCCUAAUACAGCCAACACAGUGCUGUCACUACUGCUCGUCAUAUUACACGUCUGCAACUACAAGUACCACGACAACGAGACCAUUGAUACCAUCCACUUCACCCAAAACUAAAUGUGAACCAGGAGAUCUAGACUUGAGGCCAGAACUGUGCACUAACACUAGUGUCUGCCAGACAAAGUCAUCACUAUGCUGUCACUAUUGCUCGUUACAUUACAAUUCUGCAACUACAAGUACCACACAAUUAACGUCCCCCAACGGAAAUGUCCAGUGGGAAGUCGCCCAGUUGAAUCCAUUACAGUCAAGUCCAGUGGGAAGUCGCCCAGUUGAAUCCAUUACAGUCAAGUCCAGUGGGAAGUCGCCCAGUUGAAUCCAUUACAGUCAAGUCCAGUGUGAAGUCGCCCAGUUGAAUCCAUUACAGUCAAGUCCAGUCCAUUUUGUGCAUUACACCAAUUAAAACAUUAGAACUAUAUAAAAAAACAAAAUAUACAGUAGGCCUAGAUAUUUCGAUCUGCUUAAUUUGCCUUAGCUCUUGUAAGUGGAAACAAUUAUCAUGAUGUCAGUUAUGGUAGAAACUUUGUUUACAAUAAGAAAUUUUAAUGAGGUUUAUAAUAAUAAUAAUAAAGCUUGUCUUCGAGUCUGAAGAUUAAUGAGGAGUGCAGUAUUUCACGUGGGUACGUAGCCCUAACUGUGACCAACAUAUUUUGCCACAAUCAGCCAUUCAGCGCAGACAUAACCAUUGAGUGAGGUUUCUACCAAACACGAAAUGCCUCGUUUCCUGUUUUAUUGAAGUAAUUUUUUUCUUUAUAAUAACAAAAAAUAUUCAACCAUGUAUUGGAAAUGUUUAUUUGUCGGUAUUCUGUUCAGUCCAUAGGUUUGUUGUUUCCUUAUUUAAACUAAUCCACUUUAUCGGUUGCUUAAAUUUUGUUUUGUGAGCUAGAGGUAUUUGUAUUUUUUGACACAACGCACAAUUUAGGCCAUGUCCUGCCCAUAAUCCAUCUUAUCUUAUCUUAUAUAAUACAGACGUUACUUCAAAAAAGAAGAUGAUUACGUCCUACGCGUCAUGCAUUUAGUCAUGCAUAUUAACCAAUGACUUAAAUUCAGCCAAGUCACUGGUUUUCCUGGCUAGCUCCAUCAAAGGAACUAGAGGUCAACAUAUCUAACUUUGAUUAAGUCGUACAAGAAGCAGUACUGUUUACAGUAGUCGAGACAUGAUGAAAGUAAUGUA
Molecule: messenger RNA, 4396 nt
Organism: Biomphalaria glabrata
Lineage: Eukaryota; Metazoa; Mollusca; Gastropoda; Planorbidae
Product: A disintegrin and metalloproteinase with thrombospondin motifs 18-like
Exons: 10
Coding region: 2252-3538 (428 amino acids)
Molecular function (GO): metallopeptidase activity
Source: RefSeq, a predicted model, not a curated record